Messenger RNA from Sus scrofa (pig), 4625 nucleotides. Lineage: Eukaryota; Metazoa; Chordata; Mammalia; Artiodactyla; Suidae. The record is from RefSeq and is a predicted model, not a curated record.
GCUGGGAGCAGGAACUAAGGCAGAGCUUGCAGCCAGGUGCUAGCACGCUGGCGUCUAGGCGUGGUCCCGGGCAAGGUCUACCACUUCCAUCCGAAGGCGCCUACCGCCUCGCCUCGCACCUUCAGGACGGCCUCCGCCGGGCCACCCCUCUGCCCCGCUGCCCCCGCACGCGCCCGCUGCUCCGGGCUCCGGGCCCAUCAGGCAGCCGCCCACAGCCAGCGGCCCCGGGAGGCGGCGCGGCCUGGGAGGCGGACCGCAGGCGCUCCACUCCCUGAAGCAAGUGUUUCCUGAGCGCCCGCAGCGCCGACCCGCGCGCCAGCCACCCUUCUGGGAGCAGCGUGAGCGGCACCGCUGCGGGAGCAGUGUGACCGCACCCGGCUCGGCCGUCUGGAUGUUGCCGGUGUACCCAGAGGCGAAGCACAACCCGCUGGGGGACGCGAACAUCUGCUCGCGCCUGUUGUUCUGCUGGCUAACCCCCCUGUUGCGAGUUGGCUACAAGCGGAGGUUAGAGGAAGAUGACAUGUACUCGGUGCUUCCAGAAGAUCGCUCUGCGCACCUUGGAGAAGAGCUGCAAGGGUGCUGGGAUCAAGAAGUUUCGAGAGCUGAGAAAGACGCCCGGGAGCCUUCUUUAACGAAAGCCAUCAUCAAGUGUUACUGGAAACCCUAUUUAGUUUUGGGAAUUUUUACGUUUCUUGAGGAAGGCACCAGAAUAGUUCAUCCUGUACUUUUGGGGAAAAUUAUUAGUUAUUUGGAAUACUACGAUCCCAGUGAUUCUGCCGCCUUCCGUGAAGCCUUGGCCUACGCCGCAGGGCUGAGCGUCUGCGUGCUCACCUGGGCCUUUCUGCACCACUUGUACUUCUAUCACAUUCAGCGUGUGGGGAUGAGGCUGAGGGUAGCCGUGUGCCACAUGAUUUACCGCAAGGCACUUCGCCUGAGCAACUCGGCCACAAGGGAGACCAGCACCGGCCAGAUAGUCAAUCUGCUGUCCAAUGACGUGAACAGGUUUGACCAGGUGACGAUGUUCCUGCACUUUCUGUGGGUGGGGCCUCUGCAGGCUGUGGUGGUGACCGCCCUGCUCUGGAUGGAAGUAGGAAUAUCAUGUCUUGCGGGGAUGGCGGUUCUAAUUCUUCUCCUGCUUUUGCAAAGCUGCAUCGGGAAGUUGUUUUCAUUGCUCUGGAGUAAGACUGCAGCUUACACAGAUGUCAGGAUCAGGACCAUGAGUGAAGUUAUAACUGGCAUCAGAACAGUAAAAAUGUACACUUGGGAAAAGUCAAUUAUGGAUCUUAUUGCCAGAUUGAGAAGGAAGGAAGUUUCCAAGAUUCUGAGAAGUUCCUACCUUAGAGGACUGAAUUUGGCAUCAUUUUUUGCUCUGAGCAAAAUCAUGGUUUUUGUCACCUUCAUCACCAGUGAAGUCCUUGGCAACGUGAUCACAGCCAGCCAAGUGUUUGUGGUGGUGACACUGUUCGAGGCUCUGCGGUUGACAGGCACCCUCCAUUUCCCCAUGGCCGUCGAGAAGGUGUCCGAGGCAGUCGUCAGCAUCCAAAGAGUCAAGAACUUUCUGUUACUUGAGGAGACAUCACAGCACAACCCUCAGCUGCCAUCAGAUGGUGAAGCGAUAGUACACAUGCAUGAUUUCACUGCUUUUUGGGACAAGGCAUCUGAAACCCCAACCCUCCAAGGCCUUUCCUUUACUAUCAGACCUGGGGAACUGUUAGCUGUGGUCGGACCUGUAGGAGCAGGAAAGUCGUCACUGUUGAGUGCGGUGCUGGGGGAGCUGCCCCCGAGUCAGGGGGAGGUCACCGUGCGCGGGAGGAUCGCGUAUGUUCCUCAGCAGCCCUGGCUGUUUCCCGGAACCGUGAGGAGUAAUAUUUUAUUUGGGAAGAAAUAUGAAAAAGACCGAUAUGAAAAAGUACUAAAGGCUUGUGCUCUGGAAGAGGAUUUGCAGCCUUUGGAGGAUGGGGAUCUAACUGUGGUCAGAGGCCGGGGAACCCCGCUGAGCGCAGGGCAGAAAGCCCGAAUCAGCCUUGCAAGAGCCCUGUAUCAGGACGCAGACAUCUACCUCCUGGACGACCCGCUCAGCGCCGUCGAUGCAGGAGUCAGCAGGCACCUGUUUGAACAGUGUAUCCGCCAAGCCUUGCGUGAGAAGAUCACAAUCUUAGUGACCCAUCAGCUGCAGUAUCUAAAGGAUGCAAGUCAGAUUCUGAUAUUGAAAGAUGGCAAAAUUAUGAAGAAGGGGACUUUUGCUGAGUUCCCAAAACCUGGGGUAGAUUUUGAAGAUAUCCCUUUAAAGGAGAAGGAGGCUGAACCACCUCCAGUUCCAGACUCUCCCACUCCGAGUCAGGCCUCUGAAUCUUCUGUUGAGUCUCAAGAGAAUCCCAGACCCUUGUUGGAAGACGCUGCUCCUCAGGACCAAGACGCUGAGAAUAUACGGGUUACAUUGUCACUGGAGAGCCGUUCAGAGGGAAAAGUUGGUUUUAAGACCUACAAGAAUUACUUCAUAUCUGGCGAUAACUGGUUUAUCAUCAUUUUCCUUAUUCUAGUAAACAUCGCAGCUCAGGUGUCCUAUGUCCUUCAGGAUUGGUGGCUCUCAUCCUGGGCAAAUGGACAAAGUUCCCUGUAUGCCAUUGAGUAUUUAAAAGGAAAAAUAACUUUCAUACCUGAUCCUGUCUGGUACUUAACAGCUUAUUCAGUUCUAACUGCGGGUACCGUCCUUUUUGGCAUCACAAGGUCUCUGUUGAUGUUCUACAUCCUUGUUAAUUCUUCACAAACUUUUCACAACAAAAUGUUGGAGUCCAUUUUGAGAGCUCCGGUCUUGUUCUUCAAUAGAAAUCCAGCAGGAAGAAUUUUAAAUCGUUUCUCCAAAGACACUGGGCAUAUGGAUGACUUGCUGCCCCAGAUAAUUCAAGAUUUCAUGCAGACAUUUCUUCUUGUGAUGGGUGUGGUGGGCGUGAUGGUGGUGGUGAUUCCUUGGACUGUGAUACCCCUGAUUCCACUUGGCAUCAUCUUCUUUGUUCUUCGGAGAUAUUUCUUAGAGACAUCACGAGAUGUGAAACGCCUGGAAUGCACAACUCGGAGCCCGGUCUUUUCCCACUUAGCAUCUUCUCUCCAGGGACGCUGGACCAUCCGGGCGUUCAAAGCGCAACAGAGGUUUCAGGAGCUGUUUGACGCUCACCAGGAUUUGCACUCAGAGGCCUGGUUCUUGUCUUUGACCACGUCCCGAUGGUUCGCCCUGUGCCUGGAUGCCAUCUGUGCUGUCUUUGUCAUUGGUGUUGCCUUUGGGUCCCUGUUUCUGGCAGAAACUUUGAAUGUCGGGCAGGUGGGCCUGGUGCUGUCUCUCGCCCUCACGUUCACGGUGAUGGUCCCGCGGUGCAUCAGGCAAAGUGCCGAAGCCGAGACUAUGAUGAUUUCAGUAGAAAGAGUGAUUGAAUAUACAGACCUUGAGAAGGAAGCGCCGUGGGAAUACAAGUAUCAUCCUCCGCCGUCCUGGCCCCAUGAAGGAUUGAUUGGCUUUUAUAAUGUGAGAUUCAGGUACAGCUCAGAUGGGCCUCUGGUCCUGAAGAACUUCACAGCACCAAUUUCCCCAAAUGAAAAGGUUGGCAUUGUGGGAAGAACAGGAGCUGGAAAAAGUUCACUCGUCUCGGCCCUUUUCAGAUUGUCAGAACCCGAAGGUAGAAUUUGGAUUGAUGGGAUCUGGACAACCACCAUUGGACUUCACGAUUUAAGGAAGAAAAUGUCAGUCGUACCUCAGGAACCUGUUUUAUUCACUGGGACAAUGAGGAAAAAUCUGGAUCCCUUUCAUGAGCAUACGGAUGAGGAACUGUGGAAUGCCUUAGAAGAGGUUCAACUUAAAGAAGCUGUUGAAGGUCUCCCUGGGAAACUGAAUACUGAAUUAGCAGAAUCUGGAUCGAACUUGAGUGCUGGACAGAGACAGCUGGUGUCCUUUGCCAGGGCUAUUCUCAGGAAAAAUCAGAUAUUGAUUAUUGACAAAGCCACAUCCAAUGUGGAUCCAAGAACUGAUGAGGUAAUUAAGAAGAAAGUCCGUGAGAAAUUUGCCCAGUGCACUGUGUUAACCAUCACAAACAGGUUGAGCACCGUUAUUGACAGCGAAUUUGUAAUGGUUUUGGAUUCAGGAAGACAAAGAGAAUACAGUUCGCCAUAUAAGUUGUUGCAAAAUAAGAACAGCCUAUUUUACAAGAUGGUGCAACACCUGGGGGAGGCUGAGGCCACUGCCCUCACUGAGACAGCAACACAGGUGCACAUGGAAAGGAAAUAGCCAGAAAUUACUCACAACAGCCACACGGUUCUGAACGUUUCCAGUGGACGGGCCUCCGCCUGAACAGUGUGGGGGCAGCACUGUGAUCCUGCCGUGAGGGCAGGUGUGCUCCAGAGGCAUUUCUCCAAGUUUUUGCAUUGCAUAAACUGUAUUUUACUUUUUUUUAUACCAGCAACAAAUAUUUACACAUACAGGAUGUUAGUUUAUUUUUUUUUUCUUACACCUUCACCCGGUGAUUGCAAGCUCUUACAAAAAUGAUUUGUUAUUUUUAUUUAUAUGUUACACUUUUUUUUCUUAUCCAAAUCAGAGGCUCAGGCCACCAAUAAAAACUGUCUCUCAGGUUUUGUGCCUC